AUGCCCAGUCCUCAAGGCGACGUUUGGCAAGCGCUUUGUGUGCGCGUUUUACCGUUAUUCAAUGGUGAAGGCGUCAAAGGAUCGAUUGAAGAUCUGAACGAACUGCUAAGGCUUUACGAAAAACUGCUGGAUCGAUUGGUGGAGCAAUGGUCAUUUUUCUUCACAUAUGCAUUGCCCUAUUUUGAAGCAGUGUUUUUGCCGUUGCGAACCGAUGUUCGGUAUCCGUCCAUCGACGAAGCCGAACGGUGGAAUGUUCGAAGCAUGGCCCUUCGAAGCUUCCGUGACAACAUGAUUCUAUUGCAGACGAAACGUUUGGAAGAUGUUUUUGCCAAACUGUUCACCGAUUUCGGAUCUUCACAAAAUCCUGCAGCCACUGCGGCCAAAAUGCUGCAGAUGACGUCCUUGCUGGCUUCUGCCCCGGAUCAUAACGAAGAAAUAGAACGUGUCCUCUCCAAUCUGCGAGCCAACUGGAAGAUCAUGAUGACCAAGGGAGACCGACGUGGAUUUGCAGGUGUACGCAAAACUCGCAGUGGUUCUACAGCAGAGCAUACAAAACAUAUGUUUGGCGCCCUGUCAUGACAAUGGCGACUCCCGAAUCUGGAGCGCUGUGAAUGUGGCUGAUUAUAUGUUACUGUAGGCUACUGUAAGAGGGGUGGACCUAGGAACGUCAUGACACCUGAUCGUAUAAUAUACUUUGGGCAGUUUUUGCUUUUUUGGUUUUAUUGGCAAUAUCCGUAUUUGAUUGGCUCUUUCACAUGGUACGAUGGAUGAGGUAAAGAAAAAAAAAACAAGCGGCUCACGCUUUGAGGGAUGGACUGAAUACAGUUUAAUUGACAAAACCCAAUAAAAUAAACUUUGGCUACAAG
Molecule: messenger RNA, 866 nt
Organism: Radiomyces spectabilis
Lineage: Eukaryota; Fungi; Mucoromycota; Mucoromycetes; Mucorales; Radiomycetaceae
Exons: 4
Coding region: 1-579 (192 amino acids)
Biological process (GO): TORC2 signaling
Cellular component (GO): TORC2 complex
Source: RefSeq, a predicted model, not a curated record